Messenger RNA from Gymnogyps californianus (California condor), 1114 nucleotides. RefSeq names its product UAP56-interacting factor-like. Bases 1 to 909 code for a protein of 302 amino acids. The record is from RefSeq and is a predicted model, not a curated record. The transcript has 9 exons. Gene Ontology annotation, molecular function: mRNA binding. NCBI's taxonomy places the organism in Eukaryota, Metazoa, Chordata, Aves, Accipitriformes, Cathartidae. Gene Ontology annotation, biological process: mRNA export from nucleus.
AUGGAGGCGGCGGGGCCGCAGCCGGGGCCGGGCCCCGCGGCGGGGCCGCAGCCGGGAGCCGAGGAGAUUGACAUGUCUCUGGAUGACAUCAUAAAACGCCACAGGAAAGAGCAAACAGAUGCCAGCGCCACAGGGGACAGGCGAAGGCAGCAGGUCAAGAACAGGAAUUCGGCAUAUGGGUACGGGCGGCCCCGUUUCCGCGCGUGGAUGCAGAGGAAUUUGCAAGGACCUAACCGUUUUAGAAGAGGAUUUGGACAACAACAAUACAAUCGGAGACAAUUCCGGAAUACUGUGCCUGGUCCCAGGAGAAGAGCAGCUGCCACAUCAAAUGGAGUGAGCCCUUUAAAUCGCCAGGCAUCGUCUCAAGAGGGCAACAAGAACACCGAUGCUUUCACCACAAGCAGCAGCAGCGGGCAGCCGGAGGGACGGCGACGGCCACCCCCAGGCCCCAAGAGAUUCAGAGCAGCUGCUGCCAGCACCCACACCCCGGGGAGAAGCAGGCCUUUCCUGCUAAACAGGGGACCAGCCUUCCAGCAGAAGCGGAUGCAGCAGCGGUUCUCCAAAGCCAACUUUCAGAGAGGGCAGAUGGAUGCUAAUGGAGAAGGGAAACCACCAAGGAUGAGAAGGUGGCAAGUGAAACCCAGCCCUGGAGCAGUUCUGACGGUUUCUGUGGCUAAUCCCCAGGCAGGCCAGACUGGCGCGCCCCGAUCCAAGCGCCCGUUCCUGCGAAGCCAGAGGCCCCCACCGCGGGCAGCCAAGCCCCAGCCCAAGGGGGUGCUGCUGAGAUUCAACUUUCGCGCGAUGGCCAACCAGACCAGCCUGACGCUGGAUGAGAGGUUCUCUGGUCUGAGGAAUAAGAGGCGCUUUACAGCAGCCAGGAGUGCCGGCCGGACGGUCACCAUGCCUUAGCACCGCAUGCUCGUCACAGGGACUGCCCAUAACAGUCCAGGCCCCGUAAUGGGCAGCUCAAUAAAACUCGAUACGAUUUCCUCUGAGAUAGCUAAUUUGGCAAUGUGCCGUCUCCUUCCUUACAUGCAGAAUGAAUGAGUGAUUGAGGGCAGGGACGAGGCAGGAUGAGAGUCAGGGCCAGAGCACAGGGCAAGUGGGACAUGAG